AUGUCUUUCAAUUGCUCCCCAAGAAAUUGCUCUUCCAGGCCAGUAGGAGGACGGUACACUGUCCCAGCAGGUCCAGUCGCCACAGCUUCAGCCCGUGAUGCAGACUGCCUGAGUGGCAUCUACUUGCCCAGUUCCUUCCAAACUGGUUCCUGGCUCCUGGACCAUUGUCAGGAGUCAUGCUGUGAGCCCACUGUCUGCCAGCCAACAUGCUACCAGAGAACUUCUUGUAUCUCCACCCCUGUCCAGGUAACUUGCAAUCGACAGACUACCUGUGUCUCCAAUCCCUGCUCAACUCCCUGUAGCCGGCCACUCACUUUUGUGUCCAGUGGCUGUCAGUCCUUGGGAGGCAUUUCCAGCUCUUGCCAACCAGUGGGAGGCAUCUCUACCACUUGCCAACCCGUGGGAAGCAUCUCUACUGUCUGCCAACCCGUGGGAGGCAUCUCUACUGUCUGCCAACCAACCUGUGGAGUCACCAGGACAUACCAGCAGUCCUGUGUAUCCAGCUGCCGAAGAACUUGCUAA
Molecule: messenger RNA, 522 nt
Organism: Onychomys torridus (southern grasshopper mouse)
Lineage: Eukaryota; Metazoa; Chordata; Mammalia; Rodentia; Cricetidae
Product: keratin-associated protein 11-1
Exons: 1
Coding region: 1-522 (173 amino acids)
Cellular component (GO): keratin filament
Molecular function (GO): structural molecule activity
Source: RefSeq, a predicted model, not a curated record